AACAGCUGACAGCGUGACAUUGACAAGAAAAGAUUUCAAACAUCAAGAAAACGUAAAUAUAAGGUAGUUUUAAAUAAAAUAUGAGUAAUAUUGUUAAGAUACUGGUUUAAGUUCUUAUAAAAAAAAACAGGAGGGUACGAUGACGUCAGCAUCAUCUAGUAGUGCUCGCUCUUUGUUCGCCGAAUCAAAACAAAGAUUGGCUGAACGGGUGCAAGUUAAUAUGAAUAACAUUUCUUCUCUCGCCAGACAAAUUCAACGUGGAUCUAAAUCUAAUGAGCUGUCAAAAGCAGCACGUGAUAUGGCAGCUGUUGAACAUGUGAUGGAGAAUAGCGAAGAAAAUUUGAAAAAGAUGCAACUAAUUGGCAUACAUAUUGGUUAUCAAUUUGAAAACAUUCAAAAAUCAGCAGAAAUGAUCGUCGAAAUCAAUGACCAGGUUGCAUCAAUAAGAAGACCGAAUUAACAUUCUUUAAUUUUGUAGGUAUUUUUAGUUAAAUUAUUAUUUUAAUAUUACGUAUUCAUUUAU
Papilio xuthus (Asian swallowtail) is the source of this 523-nucleotide messenger RNA. RefSeq names its product BLOC-1 related complex subunit 7 (gene BORCS7). NCBI's taxonomy places the organism in Eukaryota, Metazoa, Arthropoda, Insecta, Lepidoptera, Papilionidae. The transcript has 2 exons. The record is from RefSeq and is a predicted model, not a curated record. Bases 140 to 460 code for a protein of 106 amino acids. Gene Ontology annotation, cellular component: BORC complex.